Coniophora puteana RWD-64-598 SS2 is the source of this 1629-nucleotide messenger RNA. RefSeq names its product APC amino acid permease. The record is from RefSeq and is a predicted model, not a curated record. The transcript is spliced from 14 exons. The coding region runs from base 1 to 1629 and encodes 542 amino acids. Gene Ontology annotation, molecular function: transmembrane transporter activity. Gene Ontology annotation, biological process: transmembrane transport. NCBI's taxonomy places the organism in Eukaryota, Fungi, Basidiomycota, Agaricomycetes, Boletales, Coniophoraceae. Gene Ontology annotation, cellular component: membrane.
AUGCAGGAUACCGACUCGGAGCUGCUCGCGAAGCUGGGGUACAAGCAGGAGUUUCGGCGCGUGUUUAGCCCGCUCGAGACAUUUGGCGUUGCAUUCAGCGUCAUCGGCCUCGUCCCCUCGCUAGCCUCGGUCCUGUUCUACGCGCUCCCGAACGGCGGACCGACUGCGCUCGUGUGGGGCUGGUUCAUGGCGUAUCCGUUCAUGAUGUGUAUCGGGCUUGCGCUCGCUGAGCUCGCGUCUGCGAAUCCGACCUCGGGAGGGCUUUACUAUUGGACGCACACGCUUGCUCCGCCGAAGUGGCGGAACUUGUUAUCGUGGAUCGUUGGGUAUACAAAUACUAUCGGAUUCGCGACUGCGCUUGCGUCCAUCGACUGGGCGUGCGCAGUUCAGAUUGGCGCGGCGGCAAGCAUAGCCAACGACCUGACGUGGGCGCCGACGAUGCCUCAGACGUUUGGCAUCUACGUCGCUAUCAUCGUGGCGCACGGCAUCGUCUGCAGUCUGACGCCAGAGCUGAUGGCGCGCCUGCAGAACCUCUACAUCGCACUUAACGUUCUAUUGUGCUUGAUCGUGAUUAUCGUCCUCCCAGCGGUCACACCGGGCGAGCUGAAGAAUACCCCCGAAUAUGUGUUCGGCACGUUCGACAACGUGAGCGGCUGGCCAGACGGAUUCGCGUUCAUCAUCAGCCUCUUGACGCCCCUCUGGACGGUGUGCGGGUACGACUCGAGCGUGCAUAUGAGCGAGGAGGCGCUCAAUGCGGCUACGGCUGUUCCCUGGGCGAUUGUUGGAUCUAUCACGGUUUCGUGCGUUCUCGGAUGGGGUGUCGUCAUUUCCCUUGCAUUCUGCAUGGGCACAGACCUCGCCGGUAUCAUCUCGGGACCGCUCGGCUCACCCAUGGCGCAGAUCUUUUACGGCGCCUUCGGUCCCAAGGGCGCACUUGCACUGUGGAUCGUCGUCAUCAUCGUGCAACUCAUGAUCGGCUCCUCCCUCCUUCUCGUCGCCUCCCGCCAGUCCUUCGCCUUCGCGCGGGACGGCGCGCUCCCGUUCUCCCGGCUCCUCUAUUACAUCUCUCCCAGGACAAAAGCGCCCGUGUGCACCGUCUGGCUCGUCGUCGGCUUCGCGUUCCUCCUGGGUUUGUUGUCGUUCGGCGGCGCCGACGCGAUCAACGCCGUCUUCUCGCUCGCGGUCGCGAGCAUGUACGUCACGUACAUCGUGCCCAUCGCGUGCAGACUCGCGUGCGCUGACAGCGGACGGUGGCGGCCCGGCGUGUUCUGGCUCGGCUCAUUCGGCAAGCCGAUCGCGAGUGUCGCGCUCGCGUGGAUGGCGCUCAUGAUCGUCGUGUUCUUCUUCCCGACGAGCCCGGGCCCGGAUGUGCAGGGCAUGAAUUACACGGUGCUCGUGCUCGGCGGGAUGAUGGUCCCCGUGCUCGCGUGGUACUUCUUCCCCGUGUAUGGCGGCGUGCACUGGUUCCAGGGGCCCGUCGCGAAUGUGCAUGCGCAUGCCAGCGACGACGGGUGCGAAGCAGGGAGUGUGGUCGCCGCGAGUGCCAGUGAGAAGGGAAGCGAGAGCAGGUCUAUGGAUGUGAGGCUGUCUAAUAAUGUGGGGAGGUCUGAUGGGAUGGAGUUCGCAUAG